AGACGCUUUUCAUUUUGUGGAGCGCAUGACAGUCACGUUUUUCUUUCUUCCUAUUCUGUGCUAAGUUAGGUUUUUUGCAGUUUUGAACUAGAAUAGUUGUGUCAAAUGUCCGAGUUGUUACCGUUCAGUGAUGUUCAAACUAAUCAAAUACUGUUGAUUGCUGGAUACUUUAAACGUGAGCCCAAGAAGAAGGCUGGUAACGUAACAGCGGAAUAUUCAAGAAUCUUACAAAGAAAAGCACGAAAGUACAUCGACGAGUGGCUUAUGAAAGGUGUCCCACCAGUUACGUUUGAUAAAUUAGCAAGAUCAGCACCAUGGAUUUUUGAAAAGUUUGAGUUGACGAAGUCUGUAGUUCAAGAAAACAUAUCCACCCAGCCAUGUCAAUCGACAUCAAAGCCAACACCUGUUCCAGGAAACACAACUACACUUAAUGGCUACCAUACAUCGCAGGAUACUUAUGGACAAGAAGGUGGAACGUCACACAUUGCUGAACUGUUGUUUAGUGAAGAUGAUGAUGAUGAUGGAGAUGAUACGUCACAUGAAUUUGAAGGAAUGCCAGCUAAUUUUUUAUGUGGUGGAGAGUAUUUGGAAAAAACACUGACUCUCAAGAAAAUUUUACAGCAUUUUGCAGUGUCAACGAAUCAAAAGAAAAGUCAUAUGACAUACUUGUUGAAACUGUUGAUUGAAUAUCAGCCUCUUCCAGCCUACGACUCAUUGCCAGCUACAGUCCAGCAGUUACUUUAUAUAGAUGGGAGAGAUGUAGUGAAUCAAAGAAGCGCACAAACCUUGACAUCGUCACAAACACCUAGCUCUACUGAACAACCGACGAGAAAAAAAAAGAGAAAACCGAUGCCUUUACCCCCUGUUAUAAAUUUGGACGACGAGGGCAAUUGCCUAUACGUGCACUUUGGGCUAGAAAACGCAUUAUGUGGUGAUUCUGUUGGCAUCUAUUUUAAACACGCGGAUAUCCUCCAGUAUGCUGGCAUCUAUAGGACAAAUCCUGAAGCUUUGCCCUUUUGUUUAAGAAACAAGAUUUACAAGAUGGAUAAGAAAGUUGAAGUGGAGCAGGCCAAAGCAUUUCUUCAAGGUCGUCGCUUGGAUGACACGGACAACGCAGUUUUGAUCUCUCGUCAUGUGACACACUUUGAGGUGGAUUUAAGUGCGGAUGGAGUUCAGUUUUUCGACAAUUCAGAACAGUCUGAAUGCAUCCCUAUCUGUAUGAUAGUCCAUUCAGUGAGUGAGUCUACUGAUCUAUCCAAGUGCAAGCGUAUUUUACUUAAAGUGCGAAAACCUGUUAUUAUUGGCGUUGCUCAUUGCAAAACAAAACCAGACGUGAAGAAAUUCCUUGCCCCUUUGAUUCAAGAAUUAGUGCGACUUGAUCCGACGAAUCUGGAUGACCAAGUUACUGCUGGUCGACAAUUUACAGUGUCAAUUCGGUGCAUCAUAGCCGAUUGGCCUAUGCGAUCGUAUCUUAAACGAAUAAAGGGACAUUCAGGAUAUUGGUCCUGCGAACGCUGUAUUCAGGAAGGUGUACGAUGCAUUCAUCAUCCCACAGUGCCACUGAAAUCAGGAGAAGAGCCGAAAACUAGUAUUCAAUUUUUGGAACUGAACGCCCCCCAAGAACUGAUGAGGAUUUUUUGUCAUAUUGUGAAAGCGAUGAAAGUAGAGAUAACCACAUAACU
This is a messenger RNA of Daphnia magna, 1682 nucleotides long. RefSeq lists its product as uncharacterized. NCBI's taxonomy places the organism in Eukaryota, Metazoa, Arthropoda, Branchiopoda, Diplostraca, Daphniidae. The record is from RefSeq and is a predicted model, not a curated record. Bases 106 to 1680 code for a protein of 524 amino acids. The transcript has 3 exons.